Molecule: messenger RNA, 1574 nt
Organism: Alternaria alternata
Lineage: Eukaryota; Fungi; Ascomycota; Dothideomycetes; Pleosporales; Pleosporaceae
Product: WD repeat-containing protein 82
Exons: 2
Coding region: 157-1275 (372 amino acids)
Cellular component (GO): Set1C/COMPASS complex
Molecular function (GO): chromatin binding; protein binding
Source: RefSeq, a predicted model, not a curated record
CUUUCCAUUUGUUGCAACUCUUCAGCGCAUUCCGCCGGCUCUAGUUGUCCCACGUCGCGUCGCGUGUAGUCCAUUUGCACCCGCGCUGAUUCGCUCACUGGGCAGGUGGAGAUGAAUGCACUUGUUGCAGCACACGACUAGGAGACCAACACUGCCAUGGCUGGGUCAGCGACGCCCGGCGGAGGCCCUCCUCCACCGCCUGCAGGGCCGCCGACACAGAAAGUCAGCGACGUCAUAACAAGCUUCCGGCCUCAGAGGCGCUUCAAAUCUGGCGGCCAGGGCACCGCCGUCACCUCGCUCGACUUUGACGACUCGGGCGAGCUAGCCAUUGUCGCACGCGACGACGACACGCUCCAGAUCUACAAUUGCAAAGAAGGCAAGCACGCCAAGGAGCUCAAGAGCCAGAAGUACGGCGUGCAUCUGGCGCGCUUCAGUCACCAUGCGCAGAGCAUAAUCUAUGCCAGUACAAAGGUCGACGACACCAUCCGCUUCCUCUCCACACACGACAACUCGUACAUCCGCUACUUCAAGGGCCACAGCGACACCGUCACCUCCAUCGCCCUGUGUCCGUCCAAGGACGAUUUCAUAAGCUGCUCAAAGGACAACACGGUGCGCCUGUGGAAUCUGCAAUCGCCAAACUAUGUAGGUCUGCUUAACCUCCAUGGACCCUACCUUGCUGCCUACGAUCCUUCUGCCACCGUCAUUGCCAUCGCCUCACCACCUACACAAAACGUCCUCCUUUACGAUAUGCGCAACUACGACAAGCCGCCCUUUGCAACAUUCGACAUCCUCGACAUGGAGCAGCGCUUCAUGGGAGGCCAGAAGGUCGACUGGACCAAGAUUGAGUUCACCAAUGACGGCAAGAGUUUGAUCAUUGCGACAAACGGAAGCGGCCACUUCGUCCUCGACGCCUUCUCAGGUGACUUGACACAUUUCUGCUACCGCAAAACUGGCUCCUCGGGGCGUCUCCCACCCAGCGCCUCCACUACAAAUACCACGGGCGCCAAGCCCGAUGGUCAUACUCCGGCAAAUGGACAGGGCGAUGUGUGCCUUACGCCAGAUGGCAAGUUCCUGAUUGGAGGCAGUGGAGAAGAUGGCCUCCUAGUCUGGGACAUUUCCAAGCCACCAACGCCAAAUAAUAUGCUUGAGCCUAUGGAGAAGCUUCCAGGACAGGGCAAGAGCGCUGUUGUCGGUUACAAUCCGAGGACCAACCUGCUGGCGACUGCGGAUAAGGAUCUAUAUCUUUGGCAGCCGGAUCCCGAUCUCAUGAUCUGAAAGAAAAAAGGGUCCCAGUUCGUUAUAAAGAAUGAAGCAUGGCUGGAUAUAAGCUUGGGCAACAAGAGAAGCAAGGAUAGGAUAGGCACGUUGCCUGACCAAGGAGCAAAACAUGAGACACCCAUGCGCCCCUCCGCCCAUUUCUCGCCUAAGAAAAUCGAGAGAGCAAACAUGUGUACUCAAACAUGUGUAGUCUGCAAGUCGACUACAAUGUACAAUAAACCGGGGGAGAUACUGAAAUGCGAACGGGUGACCGAAAGAGUAAACUUGGUCACAGACAAUGAUUGUGUAGCGAACAU